AACACAAAUGCACAGUUGGGAGAGGGAGGUUUGGGAGGCUGAAGGAACAUCAUAAAUUCUUCCUUGGCAGUGGCUGGCUUGCCCUAGGAAGAGCUCAGUGGGGAACAGAGUUUUGACUUCCUAGAAAGGCCCUUCAAACUGAGGUUCCUAAUUCAGCUGUCUCUUCCUGAAAGUAACUCAUUGGAUGCCCCUUUGAAUAUAUUUUGCUCUGUACGCCUUGAAGUGGGUGAUGCUUUCGACUCCUUUGCUCUCGUUAGAGAGGAAUCUGGUUGCCUAGACAGCUGGUAUAGCACAGUGGGGAGGAGAGCCUGGCUGGGAGUCCAGAGUCUGUGAGUCCACAUCCCCACUUGUGUCUCCUGGGAGUAAGGAGCCAGCUAAAGAUCACCCCCACAAGGAGAGCCAUGGAGGAACGCAGUCCCACAGGUGCCCCACAAGAAGCCAUGUCAGAAGCGACAGGAGAAGCCUCCCAUGGCUUCCAGGUGGCGUCUGAGGCUGCAGCUGUGGGUUCAUUGUCCACAGCUGGCCCGGCUCCCUCCACCGCUGGGUUUUGGCAACCAUGGGUGGAACCCAAGCAGGAAGAUGGCCGCAGGGAAGCCAGCCUGAUGGCCAAUGAUGUGCAAGAAAGUAAACAUGAGGAUGAACCAUACAGGAGGGUGGAGGAUGAGGGAACGGAAGAGAACUUGCAGCAUCAAGGUGGACCAAAGAGACAAGAGGGAAACCACUCUCAGCAGAGGAGGACUCAAUCUGUAAUCUGGUAUAACUGUUCUGAGUGUAGAAAGAACUUCAACAUGAGCUGUAACAUGACCGAACAUCAGAGAUUUCACAGAGAAGAUAAACUUUAUCAAUGUGAGGAAUGUGGAAAGAACUUUAACAGUAGAUCGAACAUGACAGUACAUCAAAGAAUUCACCGAGGAGAGAAACCUUAUCAAUGCGAGGAAUGUGGAACGUGCUUCAAUUGGAAAACAAGACUCAUAUUACAUCAAAGAAUUCACAAAGGGAGAAAGAAUCUAUAAAGGUGAAGUAUGCAGAAAGAACUUCUGCUACAAACCAAACAUGAUAUACACAUGUUCAUGCUAUAGUGAGAGUCUUGAUGAUUAAUCAAACCUUCAGGAACAUGAAAAUGCACAUAGGAGGGAAAUCUCAUAUCUGCCUGGAAUGUAGUAAGAGGUUCAGUCUCUGCACACACCCAAUUUUUAUCAAGGGAUGCAGUCAGAGACCGCCUUUCCUUCUGAAUCUCCUAAUACAUGGCAGUGAUCAGCUGGGCCCAGCAGAUGUAGGGUGCUUCUUUAGACUUUUUAGACGUGAAAGGUAAUUCAGCUAAGCGAGGCUGUUUUUAUUGAGUACUCUAUGUGGAACUCCCUGCCUUGGGUUCUGUGGCUGACUGAUGAUAUUAAUUGUAUGUUUUUAAUUGGAUUGUGUUUAAUUGUUUCCCUAGCUUCAUUAUUUUAUGAGAGUUGCGUUUGGGAGAAGCAAGAUGAUAGAAAUGUUUUGCCCUGCCUGAUUGAAGGCAACCUUUUCUUCCUUUUUUACACUGGGGCCUUCCCACAGCAAAGUAACUAACUAAAUGCUCAGAUAAUAGGGAAGGGCCGCUGGGUAAUCACGCUGAAUGGUAUAUUUUGGAGAUCGUGGGAGUUGCAGUCAAACAACAUGUGGAGGGCAGCAGAGUGGCUUUUCCUGGAUCAGGAUCUUGAAUUGGGGACGUAAGGAAGAAGGGAAACGUUGGAAAGGCUUCUUGGCUUGUCCAUCAUUCAGCUGUAUUGUAAACUGUUUUUUUAGAUCGCUUAUGCAUCUGUGACUGUUUACUAAUAAAGUUGUGUAUAUGUUUGUUUUCUGCCCUUCCUCGCCCAUUUUAAGGUAGAAGGGACACACACAGAGCCUGCCAUUUCUAUCACACUCAAAGCUGGCCCUAGGAUAAAUAGCACCCUGGGCAAUGAGUGUCUGCGUGCAUGCGCAGGCACCCGCCCACACCCAGAUCAGCUUUGCAUGGCCACCCAGGAUGCUGGGGCCACAUGCAAGAAUUAUUAUUGCAUGCACAGACUACAUGGGAGAAUUCUUGCCUAUAGCUUCUUGCCCUCUGGGAUCAAGCAGAAUGAUAGAUGUGUGCUUCAUUUUUACUCAUAUGGGGAUAAGGGAAUGAAGAUCUGGUUGUGCUUCUCCUGAGUACCUCCUCCAAUGCCAGAGGCCCCCCUCCCACUGGCAGAGUUUCUUCCUGUUUCCUGGGGCUCAGUCUUACAGGAAUUCCAGUAGUGGCCUGCUGCUGGCCUUCUCCACUCAAGAAGGAUUCCUCCCUUAAAGCCUGCCAUUGCACCACUCCUGUGCCUAUGUGGUAACUGCCACAGAAAACUACUCUCCAGUAGCACUGUGCCUGGAAACUCACUACUUGAACUCUUUCCCCAAUGGGACUGAAGCCCUUUCAGUUACAAGAA
Molecule: messenger RNA, 2426 nt
Organism: Rhineura floridana
Lineage: Eukaryota; Metazoa; Chordata; Lepidosauria; Squamata; Rhineuridae
Product: zinc finger and SCAN domain-containing protein 20-like
Exons: 5
Coding region: 402-1013 (203 amino acids)
Biological process (GO): regulation of transcription by RNA polymerase II
Molecular function (GO): RNA polymerase II cis-regulatory region sequence-specific DNA binding; DNA-binding transcription factor activity
Source: RefSeq, a predicted model, not a curated record